AUGUUAUUACCCUUUAAAUUUACAAUCACGAAACAACUGUUGCUUGUGAGCAUAUCAGGUACAUCAAAACGCACUUUUUUUUAUUCUACGGGCAACUGUCUCACGUCAUAUCCAUUUACAAAAAGCACUAGUUUGAACAUGCUUACUGACGAAUUCAAUACACCGGAAUCUCGUCGUCUUCUGAAAGUCGUCGAUAACAUGCGCGAAAUACUGCAUCAUGAGAAAAUAUCUCUUCCUCAUAUCGUGGUCGUUGGCGAUCAGUCGGUUGGUAAAUCGUCUGUUCUUGAAGCCUUAAGUGGAAUUCAGCUACCGCGCGCACAGAAUAUCUGUACUCGAUGUCCACUGGAAUUACGAAUGAAAAGCAUUCCCUUACAUGAAGAGGAAUACGCAACUAUUCGAUGCGAAGGCGCUGAUGAGACUACUAUCCAUAAUUUCGCUGAUAUUAUGAACCUAGUCACUAAUUAUACAGUGCGAUUAACUGGCAAUAAAUCGAACGUUACGUCGAAGCCAAUUUAUUUAACUGUUUAUAAACGUAGCAUCCAAGCAGACUUAACGCUUAUUGAUUUACCAGGUAUAACUCGUAAUCCCAUCGCUGGUCAGUCGAAAACGAUUUACCAAGACAUUAUUGCAUUGAUUGAACAUUACAUUCAACCGGCAACGGCUAUUGUCUUACAUGUUAUUCCUGCAUCAGUAGACUUUACAACGUCAGAGUCCAUUCAACUUGCUAAGAAGAACGAUCCGAGUUGUGAACGACAACUGAUUGCCGUAUCGAAAAUCGACAAAUUUGACAAGGGCAUCGGCGAAAAGCUGCAAGGCAUUGGGCCAGGUUCAAUGGUCCUAAAACUUGGUUGCGUAGCUGUACUUAAUCGUACGCAAGAGGAAAUUGAUUCUAAUAUCCCAUUUGAUGAAAUGCGUAGAAGAGAAGAAAGCUUCUUUCGAACGAAUCAAGCUUUUGUGAAUGUUCCUGAACGCUAUCUUGGUAGCAACCAGCUUGUUAAACGUCUGGCUAGAAUUCAACAAGACCGUAUACGGUCAACAUUACCAUCGAUCAUCGAUCAGUUAAAAAACGAGAUCAAAUCUAAGAAAACUCAACUGAAAUUAAUGCCACCAGCCGUGUCAUCCGAGAUUGAUUGUUGGUCGUUAUAUACCAGUUUGAUAAAAAAGUUCAAUGAAAUAAUCAAUGCACGUGUGCAUGGAGUUUAUGAUAAUGAAAUGCAGCUCAAAUUAGACGCACUUAGCGUACAAACAUUAACUUCAGCUAGUCUGGAAGCAAAUAAUCGGUCCGAUGAUCGUAUUGCUUUUCAGCUACACAAUCGACAUAAAGACUGUCAACAUGCGAUUGAUAAAUGUUUUACGAAUUUCUUUUCAACAGAAUACCAGCAAUUGGUAUUAAAACUACUCGAAGAGAAUGCAGGCGUUGCAUUACCAAACUUUCCAUCAUUUAGUAUCGUAGAAAGACUUUAUCGUUCGGAGCAAAAUAAACUCAAAAAACCAUGCGAAGAUCUAAUGGAGUCAUAUAUUCAAUAUUUAAAAAUAAUAUUAAUUAAAAUUUUACAUGAGGUCUUUGUUGAAGAAACAAGUUAUAAAUACAAUCUAACACACAGAUUGACUGAUAUUAUCAUACGUAGUAUCGACGCAAGUUAUGAGUGUUGCAGUAAUGAUAUUACGAAGAUGUUAGAAAUUGAACAACGGAUAUAUACACUCGACUCUUAUUACAUGGAUUCGGUAAAUAAAAUCAAACGGCUGUGUCAAGAACAUUUCGAUAAUCUGAAAAAUCCCCCAGAUGCUAAAAAACCAGCGAAUUCCACACUAUUCCGUGUUAACGACUUUACAGUGAACUUGAGCCAACUAUCACAUGAACAUUCGGCGGCGCUCGAUGUUCAGAUAGCUAUGACAGUAUACUGCCGCGUGGUUGGACGGCGUUUUGUUGAUCAAAUUUCUCAAUUAUGCUACUACUGGUUCAUUACUCGAUGUGCUCUUGUGUUAGAUUCAAAACUCACGGCAGCAUUUACAUCGGCUGUACUGUUCGAUUGGAUGCGCGAACCAUUUGAGCAACAGCAAAGACGUGAAAAUUUAAAGAAAAGUAUCAAUGCCAUGGAACAAGCGCUACUCAUGGGACAAAAUGCAUAA
Adineta ricciae is the source of this 2130-nucleotide messenger RNA. The record is from the annotation of a GenBank genome assembly. NCBI's taxonomy places the organism in Eukaryota, Metazoa, Rotifera, Eurotatoria, Adinetida, Adinetidae.